Molecule: messenger RNA, 3141 nt
Organism: Drosophila busckii
Lineage: Eukaryota; Metazoa; Arthropoda; Insecta; Diptera; Drosophilidae
Gene: Tm1
Product: tropomyosin-2
Exons: 9
Coding region: 16-2901 (961 amino acids)
Biological process (GO): actin filament organization; muscle contraction
Cellular component (GO): actin filament
Molecular function (GO): actin filament binding
Source: RefSeq, a predicted model, not a curated record
CCCAUAGUUAAUAAUAUGUACGAGAAAGCAUUAACAAUAGGAACUUCAAAAGUUAAUAAUGCAUAUGAGUGGCAAAAAGUGAGUUAUAGCAAAAAUCACGCAGCGGCAACGCAACAACAGUCAACAGUCAAAACAAAACAACAAAAACCCAGUAAAACUAUUAUAAGCGGUGCAAAAAAUGCAACAAAAACGCAUAUUGAAAAUAAACCGUCAACAACAACAACAACACCACAGACAAUACCAACAACUGCAAUAAAAGCAGAUACUACAGUGUUAGCGGCUACGUUUAAAAAGAACUUUGGGAACACAGCUCGUCGUCAAACACUUGCUCAUCAGAUUAAAAGAGCACAUCGUCAUUUAUUGACAAGUGGUGGCAACGAUAAGCAACCACCAAAACAACAACAACGUAAUAAAAAACAAAAAAUAACAACAACACCUGCAACAAAGAAGCAAGGAAAACCUGCCAAGAGUCCUAAAGACUUUUCGAAACAAAAAAGUGAUAAUCAAAAACAAAAGCAAAAGAAGCAGCAGGUGAAGCAACAACAACAACGCAAACGUGGCAACUCUGGCAUACAAUCGGAAUUGUCUUCGCGUUGGUGUUCCAUCGAGGAACAAUUGAAUGUGCUUGAUAAUCUGCUACACUACGAUGAGCAAACGGAAUUCUACAUAGCAGAGCUUUACGAGAAAUAUCAGCAGCAGCUGCUCUGCGAGCCCGACUGCGAGUCCUCUGUGUGCAGCUCAGACAUUUGCAGCUGGAGCGACUACGAACUGGAUAUGUCGCACAACAACAGCGCCGAUGACGAUGCACUCUCCAGCACCAGCGGUGCGGGCAGCAGUAGUCACAGCCACACUAACAAUUCAUCACCGCUUGUGCCAGCCUCACUAAAGCGUCGCGGUCAUCAACACCAUCCACGCUUUGCCGGCACACGGCGGCCCAAUGUACCAAACGUCCAAGAAAUACUAGCCGCCCUCUAUCGUGGCGACUCCAAAGGCGUGCUGUCCAAAGUGCGCGGCGAGGUAGUCGAGCCCGAACCAGAACCAGAGCCCACUGCUGUGUCUAGUCGCAGUACACUCAGCUUGCCUUUGAGUGAAUCGGUGACAAAUUCCUUGGGCAGCAACAGUCCCACGCCCACCGAUGACAGCAGUAUGCUGGAUGAUGUUACUACAACGCCAGCCACAGCCGCAGCAGACGCUGCUGCAGCCGGCAGUGAACAACAGGCUGUUCCCACAGGCAAAAAGAAGAAAAAGCGCGACAAGGGCGAAAAAUCUGACAAGGACAAGGACAAAUCUGAGCGCAAAAAGAAAUCUUCAUCAUCAUCUGGCAAACGGGAACGCAGCAAGCGCCAAUCCGCUGCUGGUGUCAUGGAAGCCAGCAGCGAUAGCAUGGCCACAGAUCUAAGUGCAGGCGCCAUUGAUGAAGGAAUUGUGUUAAAUGCUGAAGAUGAUGACACACAGUCCGCCGAGUGGGCCUCGCUACGCUGCACCAGUGAAGCUGCUGAAGUAGUCGCCGAGCGUGAGGUGCGCCGCAACAAGGGCCGUUGUGCCGAUUAUCCGGGUCUGGCUUUUGGGCGCUCCAUCUUCAGUUCAGACACAAUGAUGAAGUUCAACAUCAUACGCAACGAACUGCAUAACAUCAUGAAUACGCAACUGAAGCGGGCUGAAUCUGAGGUCGCUGCAUUGAACCGUCGCAUUCAAUUGCUCGAAGAAGACUUGGAACGCUCUGAGGAGCGUUUGGGUUCCGCCACAGCCAAGCUGUCGGAAGCUUCUCAAGCCGCUGAUGAGAGCGAACGGAUACGAAAAGCGCUUGAAAAUCGCACAAAUAUGGAAGAUGACAAAGUAGCUCUCUUGGAGAAUCAAUUAGCACAAGCAAAAUUAAUUGCAGAAGAAGCUGAUAAGAAAUAUGAAGAGGUGGCCAGAAAACUUGUGCUCAUGGAACAGGAUCUGGAGCGUUCCGAAGAGAAGGUUGAGCUUAGCGAAAGCAAAAUUGUGGAGCUUGAGGAGGAGCUGCGCGUUGUUGGCAACAACUUGAAGUCCCUGGAAGUCUCUGAGGAGAAGGCCAACCAACGUGAGGAAGAGUACAAGAACCAAAUCAAGACCCUGAACACUCGUCUAAAGGAGGCUGAGGCUCGCGCUGAAUUCGCUGAACGCUCCGUUCAGAAAUUGCAGAAGGAAGUCGACAGGCUCGAAGACGAGAUAAUCGCCGAAAAAGAACGUUACUGCCACAUCGGCGACAGUCUCGACGAAGCCUUCGUCGAUAUGGUCAAGGGCCUGGAACCAUUCUGGACAGUGCGCAAUCCGCGUCCACACACGCCCACGCCAACGCCCGAAGAGUUGGCGGCCAGGGAGGAGGCACGACUUGCAGCAGAGGCGGCCGCUGAAGCUGCUGCCGCUGCAGCUGCAGAAAGCGGAGAAGGCGCCGCUGAAGGUGCCGUUGAAGGUGCUGAGCCAGGCGCACCAGGAGAGCCAGCAGCGGCUAAGGAACCCACACCACCACCAAAGGAACCAACUCCGCCGCCACCACCCCCACCACCAUUUGAUUACAACAUCGAUUUGCCACCAGAGGGCGCUGAGGUGCCAUUCGUGAAGAACUAUGAGGCACCACCACCCGGCUCUGAGCCAGAGCCAGAGCAAGCACCUGAGGAGGUUGCUCCUGCUGCUGCUGCUGAUGGCGCCGCACCAGCCGCUGAAGGCGCUGCACCAGCUGCUGAAGGUGAUGCGCCAGCUGCUGAGGCUGCGCCCGCUGCUGAAGGCACUGAGCCUGCCGCUGCUGCAGCAGAGGUGGCUGCUCCGGCUCCUGCUGCAGAGGAAGCCGCUCCAGCUCCUGCUGAAGCACCAGCAGCUGAAGCGCCUGCAGCGGAGGCAGCUGCUCCUCCGGCUGAAGGCGAGGCACCACCAGCGUAAAUCAACGACAAUACGACAACUCGAAUCCGAACUCAUCCGAUACGACCUGAAACUGAAACGUUCUGCUAUGCUAGACACUAAUCCUGCUACUCACAGCUGCCACAAAACGCUGCCCUGCUUUUAAUUAUAGUUUAAUGAAGCACGUUUUAGCAAACAAAUAUUUAUGAUUUGACAUUUAUUAAAAACAAAAUGAUGUUAACCGCAGCAUUGCGAAAACCAAACGCGCUUAACUGGCUGUAA